Messenger RNA from Micropterus dolomieu (smallmouth bass), 6748 nucleotides. RefSeq names its product pleckstrin homology domain containing, family M (with RUN domain) member 2 (gene plekhm2). Lineage: Eukaryota; Metazoa; Chordata; Actinopteri; Centrarchiformes; Centrarchidae. Gene Ontology annotation, biological process: lysosome localization; Golgi organization; regulation of protein localization. Bases 672 to 3722 code for a protein of 1016 amino acids. Gene Ontology annotation, cellular component: endosome membrane. The transcript has 20 exons. Gene Ontology annotation, molecular function: kinesin binding. The record is from RefSeq and is a predicted model, not a curated record.
GAUACUGGGAGCCAAUUUAAAACGCAGGUUAAUUUAUGAGUAAGUUCAAACAUGGAGUCUUGCAUGCGCGCCGAAUUCAAAAUAUCAUCGUGAUGAUUAAAAAUCAAGUCAUAUUUCAUGUGACUGACAAACAUUUCAACGCCCUUCAUUCAUAGUUACUAAAGCGGCUAGUGGUGACGUAAUCCACUAGUGUGGGAGUCCAGACUCAGACCAGUUUAGGUCAGGAGCACAAAAAGUAGACUGAGCCUCCGUGACUUUGACGUAAGGGCAAAUAGCAGAUACGUGACUUAUAUUCACAUUAGCUAACCAGAGUGAUGAAACGGAGAGUAUGAUGAGCAAAAAACUGCUGUUGAAACGUAUCCAAAACUUGCUAGCUACCGCCCUCCUGAGUAGCCUUUGGGAAAAAGUCAAGUGGCUAUAGCUAACGCGAAGCUAGGAAACAUUACUUGGCUAACCGGGUCCGUUGACAGGUUGACUUGUCACGCUGCUUGCUUAGCCAUUACGGCUGCGAACUAGCGGCGUUGCCAAAUUCAAUGUGUACAAUUGACAUCCAAAACUGUAUGGUAAGAUAAUGUUAGAAAGCCAAAGCGGGCGGCAUUAGCUUUAGCAUAACAAGAGCUCUGCUUUGGGAGUCAGCUGACAGCCUGCUGUAAGCUGCCAAUAGUCCAGUGAUGGAUCAACUGAAAGUAAAGGAUCGCAUAUUGGAAAACAUCUCCCUGUCUGUCAAGAAGUUGCAGAGUUACUUUGCGGCCUGUGAAGAUGAGACUCCAGCUAUCCGAAAUCAUGACCGGGUCCUGCAGCGCCUCUGUGAACACCUUGACCAUGCUCUGUUGUAUGGGCUGCAGGACAUCUCCUCAGGCUACUGGAUCCUGGUCCUUCACUUCACUAGGAGAGAGGCUGUCCGCCAGAUAGAUGAGCUUCAGCACAUAGCAACCAACCUUGGUCGAAGCCGUGCAUGGUUAUACCUGGCAUUGAGUGAGAGCUCUUUGGAGAGCUAUCUGCGCCUCUUCCAGGAGAACCAAGGAUUACUGCAGAAGUAUUAUUUCAAGAAUGCACUGGUUUGCAGUCAUGACCACCUCACGCUAUUCCUCACCCUGGUGUCUGGCCUUGAGUUCAUUCGCUUUGAUCUGGAGCUGGAUGUGCCCUAUCUGGAUGUGGCCCCCUACAUGCCUGAAUAUUACAAACCCCACAACCUGCUGGACUUUGAGGAGAGGCUGCCCAGCUCAGACAGCUUGUCCCUGCACUCCUUCACCUCCCUCACCUCCACCAACCUGGAGUGGGAUGACAGUGCCAUAGCCCCGUCCAGUGAAGAUUAUGAUUUCGGUGACAUCUUCCCCGUGUUGCAGUCAUUGCCAAGUGCAGACUGGGAAGAAGGUGACCUGACCGACCAGGCCAGCUGCCCACGAUCCAGUGGCUCUGAUCCCCAGACAGUCAUCAGCGACGCGGUGGUCCCUUCUGCUGGCACUGUCAAGGUGAAAGUAGCAACUCAUCUUUCUCCACACAGCCCAACGUUCAGGCACAACCCCUUCAACGAGGAUUCGGACACCAACACCUCAGCUGACGUCACGCCAGUUCACGUGGCCAGCCGCCACACCACCACCACCAUCACUGGAGAUGACAUGGACGGCACCUGCGAUGAGCUGGAGGUCAUCAGGAUGGCCAGGCGAAGGAAACCAGCCAAGAAGCGACGAGGGAAAGGCUCCACAGAUUCCAGCAGCAGCAUCCAUAACUCCGUCUCCUCUGAGCACAUGGAAAUGGACAACAGCCUCCUGGCAUCGGAGGAUGUGGAUUCAUUAAACUGCACUGUAAUUCAGCUGGAUGCUGAAGCAGAGUUGAGGAGAAGCAGAGGGGGAUCAGAGGUUGUGGAGGAAGAUGAGGACGGAGUCGAAGGCCUCCUACGGCUCCCAGAGAUGACAGACACGUCCAUGGACACUGUGGGCCAACCCCUCCGUGAAGUGAUGGACCGGCUCAAUGGGGCUCUGGAUAGGGAGGAGGCCUGGGAGCACCCACAGGAGGGGGAGGAGAAUAACAGUGAAGGCUGUGACCAGGGCCCUGAGCUGCCUGCGCAGCAGCCCUUUCGAGAAGAUUCAGGGGGCAAGCCACCUGACCCAGUCUCCUUCCUGCAGGCCUCUCCUGCAUCCACAGACUUAUGCUGCUUUACCCCCCUCAGUCCAGACCCUACUCCCACAGGUGGUGGCCACUAUGACUUUACAGAGCAUAGCCAGUUGCAGACUAUUUCAGGUGGCCUUGAAGAUGAAGGAGAGGCAAAAGAGGCAGCAAGACAGGAGCCAAAAAUGAAACCCGGGGAGGAAGACACAGAAAAAGGAGAGGAAACGGACAAGAACACACUUACUAAGGAAGCAGAACAACUACAAGAGGAUAAGCUUAGUCCCUCUGAUAGUUCUCACCCUGCAGAGUUUAAGGUGGAUAACAAUCACUUGCUUCUUCUCAUGAUUCAUGUAUUCAGAGAGAAUGAGGAGCAGCUCUUCAAGAUGGUGAGAAUGAGUACAGGCCAUAUGGAGGGAGACCUGCAGCCCCUUUACCUGCUGCUGACGGACUGUUACAUCUACCUGCUAAGGAAGGGUGCAGCAGAGAAGCCCUACACAGUAGAAGAUGCUGUUUCUUACAAUGAGCUAGACUAUCUUUCAGUGGGCCUUGACCAACAGACUGUGACAGUGGUGUGUACCAACAGACGAAGAAAAUUCCUAUUGGAUACAGCUGAUACCUCUCUGACUAUCUGGUUCUUGUCGGUACUCAAGUCAGCCAUGGUGAAGGGCUGUCGUGAGCCUCCUUACCCCUCUGUUCUGACUGAUGCUACUAUGGAAAGACUGUCUCUCACUAAGUUUGUCUCCCAGGAGUCUCACUGUGAGGUAUCUGAAGUGUCUAUCCAACUGUAUUCACUGGUCCAUUGGGAGGAUCCAAUGGACAUGAAUUUGUCACCCCAGGGCGGCCCUCCAAAGUCUGGAGUACCUUCCAGCACCAAGGAGGGGACUCUGCAGUACCGAGCUGGAACCACCUAUCUGGGCAAAGAGCUGUGGAAAAGCUGCUACCUUGUCCUCAGCAAUGGGAUUCUGUACCUGUAUGCAGCAAGAUCUGAUGUGACACCUCUGCAGUCAGUCACUAUGGGAGGAGAGCACUGUGGAGGCUGCCGUCGCUCAAACAGCACAGAGCGUCCCCAUGCCUUUCAAGUCAUCCUGACAGAGCGGCCUCCACUGGAGCUCAGUGCCAAUGAUGAGCAGGACAUGGCUGACUGGAUGCAGCUGCUCUGCCAGUCUGUCUCCAAAGGGGUCAUCCCUCAGGGUGUGGCCCCCACUCCAUGUAUCCCCUGUUGCCUGGUGAUGACCGACGAGAAGCUGCUUACUUGCCAUCAGGACUGUCAGACCAGCUUCUUCCGUUCGUUGGGCAGUGCAGACAUCUGCGACAUCACUGCUGUCAGCCUGGAGGCCGACAAGGAGUACUGUGUCAUUGAGUUUGCAGCAGAUCGGACACAGUUCCUUCCUCCAUGGGUCUUGUACUUUAGCGGGUAUGGAGAGAGACAUCGACUGCUGGAAGCAUUAAACAACACAUGGAAGGCCAUUUACCAGGUUGACCUUCCCCACAGAGAUGUGUCAGAUCCGUCUGUGCAGAAGCGUUGUGGUGAGGCACUCGCCCUGAUGAGCAGCGCCUGGCAGAGGGCAGACAGUCUGGCGCGAGGCAGAGCCCAGCGUGAACCCUGGUGCUGAUGAACGCACACAUACACUUACCUGUGGGUAACCACGGAGACAGACUGAUAGUUUAACAGUCUGAUAUAACUCUAGGAUAGAUUUAACUCUUACAUUACAGUCUGUGUCACUGCAAACUGUUCAGAGUUCUGAAAGACUGAGAGAAACCAAUUCGGUGUGGUUAUUGGUUGCUUAAGCUUACGAUGCACCACUGAUUGACUGAUGAAAUGUUUCUAUCAGAGAAACUUCCUGCAGAAGAAGCAAUGUAUAUGGCACAUCGCAUCGCAAUGAUGCAACAGUAAGACGUUGAAAUGAAAUUAUGAAAUGAAAUUAUAUGAACGAGCCUCUGGCAGUCCAUUACAACAGAUUUGAUUUGAUGCUGGUAAUACAUUUCCGUAAUUCCUUUGUUUGAAGUUUUUCCGAGAUAACAGCAGUGCAGAACAAAUCUGCUGAAUCAAGGAACAGUCUGGUGUCACAUGAUGUGAUAUUUUUUUACUCUCUGGAUGGAAAAAGCUCUGUAGGAAAUGGUAAAGGAUUUUUUGAUGGAUAAGUGGACAACGCACAUACACUAGUUGUGUCAUGGGGGGGGGGGCAUCAAUAUAAAUCCUGCUGAGUUUAGUUCAAGUUUUGUCUCCACCAAGUAAACAUCAUACAGUUGUCUUUAGAGGUGAAUCGACCUUAAAAUCAACACUGAUAUAGAAAUGUUCUCUUCUAAGCCUUGGCUUUGAGAUAUGGACAGCACUGAAAAUGACAUCAAUCUGGAUGGUCCUUGUGAUAUAUAUCAAGAAAGCUAUAAAUGAAGGGACAGUUGCUGCUUGUUUGCAUCAUGGAACAGUGUGACUCCUUGCUUACUAACAGUUAGUGUGCAACAAUUAUAGUGCAAAUGUACAGCGCUGCACAGUAAUGCAUAAUCACUGAUGGUUGUGUGUGUGUCUUAUAUUCAGCUUGAGAGAAUGAGGACAUGAAGAAUAUCUGGAUAUUUAACACUUGGCAUUGUUACAUGACAUGCUUAUGCCUGUCGUCUAUCUGAGAUCUUGCCUAUUUAAAUGUUGCUCUCAGAUAAAAAACCUAUCAGGAAAUGCAACAGAUAUGCCUUUUUCUCCGCUCUGUAGAUACGAGCGGAGGCUUCCAUGCAGACUUGCACAUUGUUAGUGUUAUUAUUUUUUUAUUUUAUGGUUCCAGUCAUGGUUUUGUGUUAAUUUCAUAACAUGUUUUAUUUCCAUUUUAGAGAAAAUGGGAACAGUUGUUACUAAAUUAUUCCAUUGAGUGGUAACAUUUUAAUGGUAUUGACUUUGCUACUUCUCCUUUAUUGUAGGUAAGUAUAGAGUAAGAAUUGUAGUCCAUGUCAAAAAUCCUUUGCGGACUGACAGCUAAAAGUUCUCGUGGCUUGUCAUUUUUAUUUUGCGUCAGUGUUUGGUACUGUACAGUACACUAAGAUCUGGCCACUCCACUAAAUAACAACAUCCCUUUCUGCACUUUUAGUGGUGUAGGAUAAUGUUGGAGGUUCCUCGUAACUUCCUUAAAUAGCCUUUCAACUUAGAGCAAGUGUAGCAUCUGUUAAAUGUUCAAGCUUUACUUGUAAAGGAAUAAGAACUACAAGGCCCUAAACCAAACCCUUUUAUUUUCCCUACAAAUCAUAUUCAGUAGAUGGAAGUGCGUGUGUUACAAUCUGUCCGUACUAGAGUAAUGCUGCUCUGUCAUUUAGCGUGUGUGACUGCUUUCAUUGCAAGGCUGAGAUAAGUGUGAGACUUACUUUGCAAUGACAAUGUUGCCUUUUUCACAACCUUGACUGAACUGGACAAAAUGGCCAAUUCGUUUAACUAAAGCACUAUUUUUCCUGUUUGUAGUUGCCUUACACUGUAAAAAUAGGUUGACUACAUUGGGACACUUUAAACAAUCAUCUUCGUUAAAAUUGUGGUUCUGAUUUCUUUUGAUAGAGAGGUUGAAUAUUUGCUUGAUGUAGGGCUGGGUAUUGAUCCUAGAAGUGAUCUCUCUGAGUAGAGACAUAAUGGUGUUCAUAUUGAAUGUUGGCACAGAAUUGUUGCUUAUUGUCAUCUGAUUAUUCUCUGAUCAGAUAUAGUUUAAUUGCUUUUGAAAACCCGGCAGGUUUUUGUAGAGAGUAAGGUAUUGAAAGAAUACAGUUUGGGUAUUUUUACCAAAACUUGGGUACUGGGGUAAGCACCAGUAUGGAAAAACCUUCAAAUGAUGCCCAGCCCUACUCAUAUGUCACUUAGGUAUGUUUGUAUGAAAUCUUUCUCAGUCACAUUGUUUAAUGUCAGCAUUAAUCAGUGUUUUAAGCCUUUCUAAGUGCCACUCGGUCUCACUCAUCUUCUGCUCUGUUACAAAGAAAUCUAAUCUCAGGUGAAAAAGGUACGUCACAUCCAAAACCUUAAGACUCACCGUGUGUUUUUAUUGCUGCUGUUUUGUCUAAUUACAUCUUUUUUAGUUCCCCUUUUUUAUUUUGGUUCCUCCCAUGUCCCAUACAGCAUUAUGAAGUCACUAUACGCACACAGAGAAGGUUGGAGUGAUAUUAAAUGUUGAAAAAGGUUUUACGUAAGUCGUUUAAUAAUUUACUGGGCUCCAAAGUAGGAUUGGUGGGCCGUGAAUCCGCUCCCCCAGUAGAUUAUUUAAGGACAUUCUGACCUAAUAGUUGGACUUACUUGCCAUGUUUGCUGGAUUAUCAAUUAAAAAAUGUACUGCUUUGAGUUGUGGCACAUGAAGUGUAUAUAAAGAAAAGGUUGAAGUUAGUGUUUGAGCAGUGUUUUGAAUGUGGGACAUUGAUGGAUGACAUCUUCUAAGUGAUGCAUUGUGAAGAAGUGCUUCUUGGUUUUGUUCAUAAACGUAUGCAUGUAACAUUUGUAUUAUGUUUAGUGUUUGUUUUUUUUUUCCAAUUGUAAAUAGAGCACUAAGCAAAUAUAACAUACUGUACAUUCACACAUAAAGACUUGCAUGUUCAGAAGGUUUUAUACUGUUCAUAAUUGUAAUGACUGUACAAAUAAACCUUUGUGAUUGAACAGUGUAAAUGAAUAAACUGAAAUGAAACCUUG